AUGAGGACAUUUAAGUAUGCAAAACGGUUGGUGUAUCUGUCCAUUGCUGGGAUUGGUGGCGUCUACACAGCUGCUGUACUAUAUCCUUCAUUAGCUUCACGGUAUAAGAAUAGCUCUGUAACAAGAUGCAGUCCAGAAGAAAUUCAGAAAAUGAAUGCACCGCUGCCGUCACGAGAGGAGUUGAUCAAAGGAAUCCAGUCUGAGGAACUGGAUGUUCUGGUUAUUGGGGGUGGAGCUACUGGGUUGGGUGUGGCUUUGGAUGCUGUAACAAGAGGAUUAAAGACAGGGUUAGUGGAGAAAUUCGACUUCUCUUCGGGAACCAGCAGUCGCAGCACCAAACUAAUCCAUGGAGGUGUGAGAUAUUUACAGAAGGCGGUCUUUAAUUUAGAUAUUGAACAAUACAAAAUGGUGAAGGAAGCCCUUGCUGAGCGUGCCAACCUAAUCAAUAUAGCACCACAUUUAGCCUACCCACUACCUAUCAUGCUGCCAGUCUAUCAGUGGUGGCAGGUGCCCUACUUUUGGGCAGGGAUCAAGAUGUAUGACUUUGUGGCCGGAAGAGAGGUACUCAAGCCUAGCUAUCUGCUCAGCAAGAGUAGAGCCCUUGAAUUCUUCCCGAUGUUACAGAAGGACAAGCUGAAAGCUGCCCUGGUCUAUUAUGAUGGCCAGCAUGAUGAUGCCAGAAUGGCUGUCUCUUUAGCCAUAACAGCAGUCAGGCAUGGUGCCUUGUGUCUAAACUAUACCAGGGUGGAGAGUCUCAUUAAGACAUGCAUCGAUGGAAAGGACCAAAUAUGUGGAGCCAAAGUCAUAAACACGUUAACUGGUGAAGAAUACACCAUCAGAGCAAAAUGUGUUAUCAAUGCCACCGGGCCAUACACGGAUUCCAUCCGAACCAUGGGGGAUGAGAAGGUGAAGAAAAUCUGCCAGCCGGCGGCUGGUGUCCAUAUAGUCCUACCUGACUACUACAGCCCGGCAAACAUGGGGCUCCUGGACCCCUCGACUUCUGACGGAAGGGUGAUCUUCUUUCUUCCCUGGCAGAAUGUCACAAUUGCAGGCACCACAGAUACACCGUGUGAAGUGACCGACAACCCCCAGCCGACUGAAACAGAGAUCCAGUUUAUCUUAAAUGAGAUUAGAAACUAUCUCAGCUCAGAUGUUGAAGUACGCCGCGGUGAUGUGCUCUCUGCCUGGGCUGGUAUUCGGCCUCUGGUCUCAGAUCCCAACAAAUCGGAUACUCAAUCCAUCGCCAGAAACCAUAUCAUUGAAGUGGCCAAAAAUAAACUCAUAACCAUUGCAGGAGGCAAGUGGACAACCUACCGAUCCAUGGCUGAGGAGACAGUGGACAAAGCAGUCAAAACCUGCAGUCUGCACCCAAGUGGCCCAUGCCGCACAAAGGGUCUGAUGCUGGACGGUGCUCAUGGCUGGUCUCCUACCUUGUUCAUCAGGCUGGUCCAGGAUUACGGCCUGGAAAAUGCUGUAGCCUACCAUUUGGCUCAGACUUACGGGGAUAAAGCCUUCAAGGUGGCCAAGCUGUGCAGCCUCACUGGUAAGCGCUGGCCGGUAGUGGGCAAGAGGCUGCAUGAGGAGUACCCUUAUGUUGAGGCUGAGGUGAAAUAUGCCAUGAGAGAGUACGCCUGUCGGGCCAUCGAUGUGAUUGCUCGCCGAACCCGUCUCUCCUUCAUCAAUGUGCAUGCCGCCCAGGAAGCGCUGCCCAGGGUCGUAGACAUGAUGGCUGCAGAGCUGGGCUGGAGUGAGGAGAGGAAACAGGCGGAACUUGCUCAUGCAGAGCACUAUCUCAGGACAGAGAUGGGGCUGGAUGUCAGAAGUGUGACAGAGACGAAUGCUCAGUUGAAGUUAACCAAGGAUGAAAUCAGUCACUAUGUGCGCAGGUUCAAGUCCUUGGAUGUGGAUAACAAGGGGUAUAUUUCUGUGAAUGAUCUGCGGAGAUAUUUUAAAAAUAAUGGCGAGAGAAUCUCCGAGGACCAGUUGCAUGAGAUUUUGAGUGAAGUGGAUCUGAAUAGAAAUGCUCAGGUUGACAUUGGAGAAUUUCUUCAGUUGAUGAGUGCCGUUAACCACGGGGUGAUUGUACAUUCACGGUUUGCUAAAGCUCUGGAGGACAAUGAAGAGAAACUGAACAAGAUUACAGUGGAGCGGAGUGGCGGAGGUGUGUAG
Messenger RNA from Candidula unifasciata, 2169 nucleotides. Lineage: Eukaryota; Metazoa; Mollusca; Gastropoda; Stylommatophora; Geomitridae. The record is from the annotation of a GenBank genome assembly.